This is a messenger RNA of Acanthosepion pharaonis, 1821 nucleotides long. NCBI's taxonomy places the organism in Eukaryota, Metazoa, Mollusca, Cephalopoda, Sepiida, Sepiidae. The record is from the annotation of a GenBank genome assembly.
AUGUCGGGCUAUCUAUCUAUCUAUCUAUCUAUCUAUCUAUCUAUCUAUCUAUCUAUCUAUCUAUCUAAUCUCGGUCGGGUCGUAUCUAACCAUCUGUUUGCCUCUCCAUUCUUCAUUUUUUUCUUCCUUUCUAUCAUUCGCUUUCUUUGUAAACAAUCUAUCUUCAUAUUACAUUAUCUAUCUAUCUAUCUAGAAUAUUUCAUUAUCUACCUACCUACCUAUCUAUCUAUCUAUCUAUCUAUCUAUCUAUCUAUCUAUCUAUCUAUCUAUCUAUCUAUCAAUAUACUGUGUAUCAAUCUCGCACGUCUCAUUAUCUAUCAUUCUAUCUAUUUAUGUAUCGAUCUAUGUAUCAUUGUCCAUUAUCUUUUUUGGUAUCAAUCUAUCUUGCAUAUUUCAUUAUCUAUCUAUCUAUCUAUCUAUCUACCGUGCAUAUUUUAUUAUGUAUCUAUCUGCCUUGCAUAUUUCAUUAUCUAUCUAACUUGCAUAUUUCAUUUCUAUCUAUCUAACUAUCUAUCUAUCUAUCUAUCUAUCUAUCUAUCUAUCUAUCUAUAUAUAUAUAUAUAUAUAUAUAUAUAUAUAUCUUGCAUAUUUCAUUAUCUAUCUGCCUUGCAUAUUGCAUUAUCUAUCUAUCUAUCUAUCUAUCUAUCUAUCUAUCUAUCUAUCUAUCUAUCUUGCACAUUUCAUUAUCUAUCUGCCUUGCAUAUUUCAUUAUCUAUCUAUCUAUCUAUCUAUCUAUCUAUAUAUAUAUAUAUAUAUAUAUAUAUAUAUAUAUAUAUAUAUAUAUAUAUCAUGCAUAUUUCAUCGAUCGAUCUACCUUGCAUAUUUCAUUAUCUAUUUAUCUAUCUAUCUAUCUACAUCGCAUAUUUCAUUAUCUAUCUAUAUAUCUAUGGAUCUAUAUACCUUGCAUGUUUCAUUACUUAUCUAUCUAUCUAUCUAUCUAUCUAUCUAUCUAUCUAUCUAUCUAUCUAUAGUCCUGGGUAUGUUUAUAUAGCUACUUCUAUCUAUCUAUCUAGCAUAUUUCCUUAUCUAUCUAUCUAUCUAUCUAUCUAUCUAUCUAUCUAUCUAUCUAUCCUAUCUAUCUAUCUAUCUAUCUAUCUAUCUAUCUAUCUAUCUAUCUAUCUAUCUAUCUAUCUAUCUAUCUAUCUAUCUUGCAUAUUUCCUUAUCUAUCUAUCUAUCUAUCUAUCUAUCUAUCUAUCUAUCUAUCUUGCAUAUUUCCUUAUCUAUCUAUCUAUCUAUCUAUCUUACAUAUUUCCUUAUCUAUCUAUCUAUCUAUCUAUCUAUCUAUCUAUCUAUCUAUCUAUCUAUCUAUAUUUCAUAUAUCCUUAUCUAUCUAUCUAUCUAUCUAUCUAUCUAUCUAUCUAUCUUGCAUAUUUCCUUAUCUAUCUAUCUAUCUAUCUAUCUAUCUAUCUUGCAUAUUUCCUUAUCUAUCUAUCUAUCUAUCUAUCUAUCUAUCUAUCUAUCUUGCAUAUUUCAUUAUCUAUCUAUCUAUCUUGUAUAUUUCAUUAUCUAUCUAUCUAUCUAUCUAUCUAUCUAUCUAUCUAUCUAUCUAUCUUGUAUAUUUCAUUAUCUAUCUAUCUAUCUAUCUAUCUAUCUAUCUAUCUAUCUAUCUAUCUAUCUUGUAUAUUUCAUUAUCUAUCUAUCUAUCUAUCUAUCUAUCUAUCUAUAGUCCUUACCGAUUCCACCGUAACCACGUUACUCUCUUUACCUCUCUAUAUCUCUUUAACUCUUCUCCCUUAUAUGUUAUUUCUUACUCUCUUUUAUUUUCUCCUUUUCUUCCCUUCUUUUCCAUUAAUUUUCAUUUUCUUUUGAAAGAAAGGUAG